AAUCUUUCACAAACAAGCAUUGAUUUGCAUCUACUAAUACUCAACAGAGCUGUAAGAAAAGGAAACAAAUGGAGUCCUUCAACAGCAUUGCCAACCCUUUGUGUUCUUUAACCUUUAUGUGCAUUUUGCUUCUCUUUGCAAAUGCAGCAUCCGGGAAAACUCACUACCAUGAUUUUGUUAUUCAAGCAACACCAGUAAAGAGGCUGUGCAAAACCCACAAUACCAUAACGGUGAAUGGACAAUUCCCUGGACCAACACUGGAAGUAAACAACGGGGAUACUCUAGUGAUCAAAGUUGUCAAUAGAGCUCAAUACAAUGCCACCAUUCACUGGCAUGGAGUUAGACAAAUGCGAACAGGAUGGGCAGAUGGACCAGAAUUUAUCACUCAGUGCCCAAUUAGACCAGGAAAGAGUUAUACUUAUCGGUUUACCAUUCAAGGACAGGAAGGGACUCUUUGGUGGCAUGCUCACAGCUCAUGGCUCAGGGCCUCUGUCUAUGGAGCUUUAAUUAUCCACCCAAAAGAAGGAGCACAUUAUCCAUUUCCUAAGCCCAAAAGAGAGACACCAAUUCUGCUUGGUGAGUGGUGGGAUACAAAUCCUAUUGAAGUUGUAAGACAAGCGACAAGCACAGGAGCAGCUCCUAAUGUAUCAGAUGCGUACACCAUCAACGGUCAACCAGGUGACCUCUACAAAUGUUCUCGUCAAGAUACCACCAUAGUCCAUGUGGACUCUGGAGAAACCAACCUCCUUCGAGUUAUCAAUGCUGCACUCAAUCAGCAACUUUUCUUUACAGUGGCCAACCAUAAGCUUACUGUUGUUGGAGCAGAUGCCUCUUAUGUUAAACCCUUCACAACAUCAGUCCUUAUGCUCGGACCAGGCCAGACAACGGAUGUCCUGAUCAAAGCUGAUCAGCCAGCAGCCAGAUACUACAUGGCAGCACGUGCAUAUGCAAGUGCUCAACGCGCCCCCUUUGAUAACACCACAACCACAGCCAUACUUGAGUACAAAACAGCUUCUUGUUCUUCCAACUGUGCCAAGACCAAUCCAGUUUUCCCAUCUUUACCAGCAUAUAAUGACACAGCCACUGCGACAGCUUUCACAACCAAAUUCAGAAGCCCAAGAAAGGUCGAGGUGCCCACUGAAAUUGAUGAAAAUCUAUUCUUCACGGUUGGGCUGGGACUCCUGAACUGCCCAAGAGGUGCAAGCUCUAAAAACUGUCAAGGUCCAAACGGAACUCGAUUCGCUGCCAGUAUGAACAAUGUAUCUUUUGUGCUACCAUCCAAUUUUUCGCUGCUACAAGCACAUCACCAAGGCAUACCUGGGGUUUUCUCAACUAAUUUCCCAGCAAACCCGCCUGUAAAAUUUGAUUAUACUGGUAACGUAAGUCGGUCACUGAGGCAACCUAUUAGAGGAACUAAGCUGUACAAACUGAAAUACGGGGCACGAGUGCAAGUUGUUUUACAGGGGACAAGUAUCUUUACAGCUGAAAAUCACCCAAUUCAUCUUCAUGGAUAUGAUUUUUACAUCAUUGCGGAGGGAUUUGGUAACUUUAAUCCAAAGACUGAUACGGCUAAAUUCAACCUUGUUGAUCCCCCUUUCCGAAAUACAGCCAGUGUGCCCGUCAAUGGAUGGACAGUCAUCAGAUUUGUCGCUGAUAAUCCAGGAGUGUGGUUAAUGCAUUGUCACUUGGACGUUCACAUUACGUGGGGUUUGGCCAUGGCGUUCCUCGUGGAAAACGGAGUUAGUGAACUGGAAUCAUUGGAGGCUCCUCCAGUAGAUCUCCCUGUCUGUUGAUGAUUACAACAAGCAACAUCAUACAAAAUUCAGAACCUUAGAGAAUCACUUUCAAUGCUUCAGCCAUGGAGGGUCUAAAUGUUGCCCGCAUUUCUGGACUAGUUCAUUUUUGCUAUACUACUUGAAUUUCCUUUUUGCUUUUUUGAUAGAUGACUGGGUCAAGAUGGUGCUUGUACUAAAAAAUCAAUCCACUAUCAAGCUCAGAAUAUCGCCAGAUUACAUCAAUUGUAUUGUAAUUCUAGUACAAUUAACAGAGAAGACUAUAUUCAUUUUUUUAAUAAACUUGAUCAUCCAUCCAGAAAGGAGUACAACAAUUACAAACUGCCUAUUCUAGAAAUCGAUUUGUUAUGAAUCUUUGAAUGUCACUGCUAUGCAACCUCAACUUAUCAUAAUUGGCAGGGACCGAGCUACAAGCCUGUCUACGGGUUCGGCAAAAUCUAGCUUUGGCAAAUAUAUGUGUUUAAAAAGGGGUAAUUCCCCUUUUGGUCCCUC
Molecule: messenger RNA, 2285 nt
Organism: Lycium ferocissimum
Lineage: Eukaryota; Viridiplantae; Streptophyta; Magnoliopsida; Solanales; Solanaceae
Product: laccase-12-like
Exons: 6
Coding region: 69-1793 (574 amino acids)
Biological process (GO): lignin catabolic process
Cellular component (GO): apoplast
Molecular function (GO): hydroquinone:oxygen oxidoreductase activity; copper ion binding
Source: RefSeq, a predicted model, not a curated record